Molecule: messenger RNA, 805 nt
Organism: Crotalus tigris (Tiger rattlesnake)
Lineage: Eukaryota; Metazoa; Chordata; Lepidosauria; Squamata; Viperidae
Exons: 7
Coding region: 101-712 (203 amino acids)
Source: RefSeq, a predicted model, not a curated record
GAAGAUUAGUGGGCAAAGGAAGAAGCUGUAUCCAUCUGGACAUCCAAGGAUUCGUUUCCGACUUUCUGCCAGCCUGUUGCUUGGGAGACGUUCAGCCAUCAUGGAUCUAGUCCUCAAGAGGUCCUGGGUUGGAUUGCUCUUCUUCUUCUCUGUUGGGAUGGUCCAUUCUGAAAUAGAAGAGACAUGUACCACUAAUGAGAUAUAUCAGCCAGAGGCAUUAAUGCAUAUGGUCCAGAACUUCAUGUCAGACGGGAGCAUGAUGGAGGAGGUAGUAGAAAAGGCAAUGAACACCUGGGAUAAUACCAGAACAAUCAAUGGUGUAGGAGGGAUGGAAAUCAAAGAAUUCCACCUCCCUGAAAUUUGCACAGAGUUAAUACCACCCAACGAAAUACAGACGUCCAUUAUUACUACCCUCAUCGUUGCUGAGGAAAGCUUUGUUGAUGAACCUAUGGAGAUCACUAUGGAAUCCAAAAUGAACAUCAAGAUUAAGAUGUCAAAACUUCUCACAGAGUAUAUUGGGACAGAGGAAAUUAAAUGUGAAGAACCGUCAUCCUGCGAAGGGAACCUUCCUGGAAGCUCGCUUUCAAAGAUAGUGGGCAAGGUUGUGAACAUUACACUUGCUGACUUCACACCUGGCAAGGAGAAGCAGAGCCUGGAGGCGGAAUCCGGAGGAAUCAUACUGGAUCAGCGAUCCCAGCCCAGCCUUCCUUGAAUGCCGCUAUCUAAACGCUACCCAUUUACCACUGACCGUAGUUGGCGAGAUUCCUACGGACAGGCAUGAGCAAUAAAAAAACUUAGCAUGUGA